AACAUACCAAAGUAAAUAUGGCCUACGGAGGAGAAUUUGGUGUCGCCGUCAACGAAGGACCAGGAUGGAUGCAAUUUCGCCACACCAAGGCAAAAGAACAGUUAUUUACCCCCGAGAACCAGAAAAUACCAGCGACGAUGUCUGCGUCGUGGAAUGCGUGCGCGAAGAAGUAUAGUGAGCAGAAAUGCCUGGGAACGCGCCAACUUGUGUCGUCUGAGACUAUCAAAGACCCAAAUACGGGAAAGGAAAUGGUAAAAUGCACUUAUGGAACCUACAGAUGGAUGACUUACAACCGCACAAAUGAGCGCAUUCAGGCGUUUGCCAAAGGUCUGAUCUCCAUGGGUGCUAAACCCAAGGAGAAUGUGUGCAUUUUUAUGAACACGAUGGCGGAUUGGCAGGUUGCUUCACAGGCUUGUUUUCAGUCCGGUAUCGUUCUGGGCACAAUCUACGCCACGCUUGGUGACGAGGCAUUGGCCUACGGUUUCAAUCAAACUGAGUCUUCGACUGUGAUCACAGAAGGUGCUCUGUUGCCCGCGAUUGUCAAGAUUGCAAAGGACUGUCCUCAUCUAAAAAACAUUGUAUACAACGGAGAAAAGCCCAACGAUGUUGAAAUUCCCGAAGGUAUUACUUUGCAGGCUUUUGAAGAUGUCAUUAAAACUGGAAAGGCUUCAGAUGUUACAUUUGUAGAACCCAAGCCUGAGGAUAUUGCUGUGAUCAUGUACACGUCCGGUUCCACAGGUCUGCCCAAGGGCGUCAUGCUUACACAUCACAAUAUGGUGUCCGCAUGUAUUGGGUUUAAAGAGGCCCUACCGGAUGUUGUUCCUGGAGAAGAUUGUUUUAUUGGAUUCUUGCCCUUGGCGCAUAUUUUUGCCCUCUGCGCCGAAAAUUUCCUACUCAAUAGUGGCUGUAUGAUAGGUUAUGGCGGCGCUCUUACUCUUACGGAUAACUCUCCCAAGAUCAAAGCAGGGACCAAGGGAGAUAUCAGUGAGCUUAGACCUACCUACUUGGCAGCAGUGCCUACCAUCAUGGACCGCAUUCGUCAGGCCGUGACUGGUAAAGUGGCCGCCGGAUCGCCUCUGGUUCAGAAGCUAUUUAACAAGGCUUUUGAGUCCAAGAAAGCGGCCUUUAAAAAGGGAAAGGGCACACCUAUCUGGGACGCCAUCGUAUUCAACAAGAUCAAGGCAGUUCUGGGUGGUCGUGUGAAGGAGAUUUUCUCCGGAGGUGCACCUCUGGCAGCUGAUUCACAAUUGUUCAUCAACGUCGUGUUUGGUGUGCCUGUGUGCCAAGGUUACGGUCUCACCGAAACUUGCUCAUCCGGUACAAUUGCAUCUGAUAAAGACCGUGACUCGUUCGGUAAGGUUGGAGGACCUCUAGCUGUUGUGGAUGUGAAGCUUAAGGAUUGGGAAGAGGGUAACUACAAGGUUGCAGACAAGGACGAUAAGGCUAUCGGCAUGCCUCGUGGCGAGAUUUUGUUGAGUGGUCCAUGCAUUGCCAGCGGCUACUACAAGAUGCCCGAGAAGACUGCUGAAGAGUUUAUUAGGGACGAAUCUGGUCAGAUGUGGUUUCACACUGGUGAUAUCGGACAGAUACAUAAAAACGGAAACCUGCAAAUUAUUGACCGAAAGAAGGAUUUGGUAAAACUGCAACAAGGCGAAUACGUGUCUCUGGGUAAGGUAGAGAGUAUGUUGAAGGCAGCGAACUACAUUGACAACAUGAUGGUAUAUGCCGACCCUUUCCACUCUUAUUGUAUUGCGAUUGUAACCGUCCUGCCGCCAGGCAUCGUUGCUUUCUCGGAGAAGAGCGGUAUUCAGAAAGAAUGGGCUGAGCUUGUGAAGGAUCCCAAGGUUGUCGCAGAAGUUCUAGCAUCCUUGCAAAAGGAAGCAAAAGGCAACAAACUCGCAAAGUUUGAAACACCACAAAAACUAUUUAUUGAAGCCGACCCAUGGUUGCCCGAGAGCGGUCUGGUCACCGCGAGUUUAAAGCUGCAGCGCAAUAAUCUGAAGAAACACUACGAGGCUGAUAUCGCCAAGAUGUUGGAGUAAACCAUGAAUAUAUGUAUGAUACUAUAAUAUUAAUGAAUAUCAUAAAUAUAUGUACGAUGCUAUAAUAUUAAUGAAUACACAUAAAAUAUAUA
Molecule: messenger RNA, 2134 nt
Organism: Sphaeroforma arctica JP610
Lineage: Eukaryota; Ichthyosporea; Ichthyophonida
Exons: 1
Coding region: 18-2042 (674 amino acids)
Cellular component (GO): endoplasmic reticulum; membrane
Molecular function (GO): long-chain fatty acid-CoA ligase activity
Source: RefSeq, a predicted model, not a curated record